Molecule: messenger RNA, 1777 nt
Organism: Hyaloscypha bicolor E
Lineage: Eukaryota; Fungi; Ascomycota; Leotiomycetes; Helotiales; Hyaloscyphaceae
Exons: 2
Coding region: 137-1435 (432 amino acids)
Source: RefSeq, a predicted model, not a curated record
CACCGGCAGAUUAUACUCCUUCUUCGGUCUCCGAACCAUCUCCCCAAUAACUAAUCAUCUUGCCCAAUCCUCUUUCACUAUCUGUCUUUCAUCCUUCCUCCAUCAACACCCCGCCUCUCCUUUCUACAGGUCCAAGAUGCCCCCCAAGAAGGCCAAGCAAGGCUCCGCUGCCGGGAAAUCCACGAAACGCAAUACACCAGCCAAGCCCUCCAAGAAGCGGUAUCUCACACCCGACGAUAUCCCCGAAUAUGAUCGCAAUAUCACGACUCAAGCCGCCCGCAACCGUAAGCGAUUCAAACUGUCCCGCGCCUCAAUCUACCAGGACGUCGAUAAUAUCGAGUCGAUCACGAACCUGGCCCAAAAGCUACAAGGUGAAAGUGUAUAUAGCUGGGGAAUCCCGAAGUCCGAACCCAUCCAAGCCUCCCGAAAGAGGAAGACGAGGUCUCGCAUCACAAAGAAGACUCCUGAGGAGGAGAGAUACCUCCAAAUAAUGGAGGAUAUGCGACCAAAGCGUGGACCUCCGAAUUGUCCUAACCGCUGCCCGAUCCUCCGAAUCCCCUUGGAAAUUCGAGAGAAAAUCUACAGUUACUUACUCGUCUACGAAAGACGUAUAAUCGUCAAAGAAGAUUGGAUAACAGUUGAACGCAACCCCUUUCAAUCACACGCAAUUAUCCAAACCUGUAAGCAAUUUGCCGAAGAGGCUUCUCCAUUUGUCUAUAAAUCCAACGCCUUUAAGGCAGUCCUACGCAACCCAACUACCAUAUUCCGACGCUGCGAAGACCCUGUCGAGCUCCACCCCAAGUAUCACUCCCUCUUCCGAAACAUCACCAUCGAUUGCUCAGUCCAUUGUUGGAAUCUUGAGUGGUAUGAGAAGGUGACUGCUGGUUUGCAAAAGCUGGCCGCAGCCAAGUUUAUACAAUCGUUAACAUUAGUUCUGGUUCCGCGGCGAGUUGGAAUAACUACUACGGCUCUCGGUAUGGAACUCAAUCCUGUCGCUUAUGCCGAUUUCCUCUGGUACGAUGGCGCUCUCAUGACUGCGAUACGACACCUCGGUCCCAAGAAGCUGCAAGUGGUUGUGAAGAAGAGCGGUAAGAGGCUUUUAAUGUCAAUUGAUAUGACGUAUUAUCAAGCCGGCUUGGAGGAGACGCCGCUGGCGAAUACUGAGACAAUUCGGCUGGCACAAGCAAAGGCAACAAUAGUUGAUGAGGAGCUAUUGGGAUUGAAGAAUAGAUUUGAGGAGAUCUUUGAAGAUCACGAAGGGGCCCUCCAGGACGGAAGGUGUCUUUUACUUGAGGAUGGAGAGGGGACAGCUAGUGUAUUUGGUAGAAGUGGCUCGUCCACUUCAGGGCGGGGAGAGGGGCAUCGUGCUCACCGCGAAUCUAGGACACUUUCUAGCGACAGGGAGAGCACGGCGGAACCCAACCGGAUCUUUUGAUCUCCUCCUGGCCUGGAACUGGGCAUCGAGAGUUCGAGGAGAAGCAAAAGGGGCCGAGGUCUAACUAAUCUCAUUACACUACCAGGGGAAUUCAGCAGAAUUAUGAUCUGAGAUUCAUUAUAUCGAAUGGGAAUGGGGUUGCGCUGGUGUAUUCGGAGAGAGGUCGGAGACUUAGCCCUGGGUUCUAGCGACUCUUACCACCUCGGCGAUGAACUGCAAGCUCCUCAGGAUCAAGGUGGUGGCUGAUUUCCCUCACACAUUCUUCGUUUUCUUCAAAUCUGACAUAUUUGCGAUGUUUUGAAGAUUUCUCUAAUUCAAUUUCUCUAAUUCCCAGCACUUAAU